This is a messenger RNA of Schistocerca cancellata (South American locust), 3962 nucleotides long. Its product is annotated as potassium voltage-gated channel protein Shaw-like. Gene Ontology annotation, molecular function: delayed rectifier potassium channel activity; protein binding. The record is from RefSeq and is a predicted model, not a curated record. The coding region runs from base 99 to 1685 and encodes 528 amino acids. Lineage: Eukaryota; Metazoa; Arthropoda; Insecta; Orthoptera; Acrididae. The transcript has 5 exons. Gene Ontology annotation, cellular component: voltage-gated potassium channel complex; neuronal cell body membrane; dendrite membrane. Gene Ontology annotation, biological process: potassium ion transmembrane transport; protein homooligomerization.
GGUGGCGAGAAGUGUUGUAGUCACAAGCAGGGAAAUUCAGCCUAGCAAUUGGUCGACUACACAGUGACGACUCCCGGAUCGGGUCCGCGGGCGCCGCGAUGAACCUGAUCAACAUGGACGCGGAGAACCGCGUGGUGCUGAACGUGGGCGGCAUCCGGCACGAGACCUACAAGGCGACGCUGAAGAAGAUCCCGGCGACGCGCCUGUCGCGGCUGACGGAGGCGCUCGCCAACUACGACCCCGUCCUCAACGAGUACUUCUUCGACCGGCACCCGGGCGUGUUCGCGCAGGUGCUCAACUACUACCGCACCGGCAAGCUGCACUACCCCACCGACGUGUGCGGACCGCUCUUCGAGGAGGAGCUCGAGUUCUGGGGGCUCGACUCCAACCAGGUCGAGCCCUGCUGCUGGAUGACCUACACCCAGCACCGGGACACGCAGGAGACGCUGGCCGUGCUGGACAGGCUGGACCUGGACACGGAGAAGCCCAGCGACGAGGAGAUCGCGCGCAAGUUCGGCUUCGAGGAGGACUACUUCAACGGCACCAUGUCCUGGUGGCAGCACCUCAAGCCCAAGAUGUGGUCACUUUUCGACGAACCCUACUCCUCCAACGCUGCCAAGAUAAUUGGCGUCAUCUCCGUGUUCUUCAUCUGCGUCUCCAUCCUGUCUUUCUGCCUCAAGACGCACCCCGACAUGCGUGUGCCCGUCAUCCGCAACAUCACCGUCACGACGCCUUCCAACGGUACCGCGUGGGUACUCGACAAGACCAAGACGACGGCGCACGUCGCCUUUUUCUACUUCGAGUGCGUGUGCAACGCUUGGUUUACGUUCGAAUUCUUCAUACGCUUCAUCGCGUCGCCGAACCGCAUCGAGUUUAUCAAAGCGUCCGUCAACAUAAUCGACUACAUCGCCACGCUGAGCUUCUACGUCGACCUGGUGCUGCAGAAGCUGACGUCGCACCUCGAGAACGCCGACAUAUUCGAGUUCUUGAGCAUCAUCCGCAUCAUGCGGCUGUUCAAGCUGACGCGGCACUCGUCCGGCCUCAAGAUCCUCAUCCAGACGUUCCGGGCGUCGGCCAAGGAGCUGACGCUGCUCAUCUUCUUCCUGGUGCUCGGCAUCGUCAUCUUCGCGAGCCUCGUCUACUACGCGGAGCGCAUCCAGGCGAACCCGUACAACGACUUCAACAGCAUCCCGCUGGGCCUGUGGUGGGCGCUGGUCACCAUGACGACCGUCGGCUACGGCGACAUGGUGCCCAAGACGUACGUGGGCAUGUUCGUCGGCGCGCUGUGCGCCCUGGCCGGCGUGCUGACGAUAGGACUGCCGGUGCCCGUCAUCGUCAGCAACUUCGCCAUGUACUACUCGCACACGCAGGCGAGGGCCAAGCUGCCCAAGAAGCGGCGGCGGGUGCUGCCCGUCGAGCAGCCCCGGGGGCCCCGCAUCGGCGGCACGGGCGGCUCCGCGGGACCGGGGCACCCCGGCUGCGGCAGCGUGGGCGGCGGCGGCGGCGGGCCUGGGGGCGGAGGAGGCGGAGGCGGCGGCAGCGUCGGGGGCCCCGGCGGCGGGCCCGCCUCCGCAGGCGGCUGUCCGCAGAACUGGCGCAUGAACGCCAUCAAGGCCAACCACCUCAAGGACUCGCCGUCCAAGAUGGAUCAGUUUGACAAGAAGCCCAAACAGCGUCCAUUUUGACGGCUUUCAGUGGAAUUGACAGCUGUCUUGCUGCAAAGUGUCAUGUCUUGGUCUUGGAGUGCUUGGCUGAGAGUGAAUCAUCAACAUCAUUUUGUCGCAAAAGGAUGAUUUCUCAAUUAUUAAGUCUCUUCUAAUUUAAUUCAUCCAAAGCUCUGGGAAAAGGUCUUACUGAGUAUUUUAUCGUCGUCAAGUUUUAAUAUACUAAAGUAAAAUUUUAGAAAUGCUAUUCAGUGCCAUAAAAUAGCAAUGUAUCAUAAAACUGACAAUAAGUCAACAAUAUUAUGUAUUUAAUUUGUACAAUUUUACACUGUCAUAUCUUGUGAAUCGGCAUUUGGAUAUGGGUGUUAUUACCCAAAAAGAAAACACUUUAAUCCACGCUAUACAGGGUUUAUCAAAAACGUUCAGAAAAAGUCUCCCAUUUGUCGUCCUCUUGUGAGAUUAUGUUUGAUGUACUUCGUGAAACUUGGUGCUUCAUCUGGAAAUGACUAUUGAAAUGCUAGCAGUGUGAUUAAAAUACUCCCAGUUUAGCAUUUCAGGGAUGUGUCUCACAGAUAAGAAUAUGUCGAGUUUUAUUUCUCAGGAAUUUUUAAGGCACGAGUUGCACUACUGUAGAUGGGCUCAGUUGCUGGUGAAAGAAGUAACAUCAGGACUCAAGAAACAAUUCAGUCCAGUGAAUGUGUGUGAACAUUUCAUUAUGCUAGAGUUAUUAGACUACAAAACAACUUGAAGAAAUAAUGGGGAACAACCUGUACGAUAUAUUUCCUUUAUCAGUUUUAUCCAGUUACUAUAUAGAACAAUUCUAUGUAUCACUUGUUAUAAGAUUUUACUAUAUGCACAAAUAUCAAAAUAUUUUAUCACCAUUUAAAUAUUUAUCAUAUAAACCAAGACUAAAUAUGUGUAACUACAAAUAUUCUAAACACCCAAUUUAUAUUUUAUUUCUAAGAAAAUGGCGUUUUUUACCUAUAAAUACAUAAGAAGAUGCUUUCCAUAUAACUGCAGGAAGAGAAGUCAUGCUACAUCCAAAACUCACUAUACUAUCUCUUUAAAAUGAGAAAUGUAUUCAUUAUUUUACUUAGCACUGUUUAAUGCUUAUGACUCAAAAUAUAUUUAUUAUUUACUUCUAAGAAGCCAUAAAAUCAUUAUCUGAGAAGGUAGCCUUCAUUUCUUUCAAGAUUUUUCUGUGCACUUAGGCUCCUGGAUAUUUGCUACAUCAGUCUGAAUUUGAUUGACUUCAUUAACGACUACCAACAGUUACCAAAUUAAAGCCUUAUAUUUAUGGAAACUGUACCACAAUGACCAGUCAUGUCGCAAAAAACUACUCUGCAGUAAAUUAUUGAAGAACAAUGACCUUACUACCGUCGUUAAAUUUCUAGAAUGUAUUAUCAUAGCAUCGUUCUUAAUAAGCCAGUUGUGUGGAUUAAGCAGGAGUAUAAUUACGUUGCAGCAUUUUGUCUGUAGCAGUUGUGUACUUUUUAUAUAGUUCACCAGAGAUUUUGGUUUCGAUUUGUGUUUCAAAACUGAGAAAUGCACUUUCCCUUGACUGUCAAAAUGGGCAAAAAAUUGUGAUAAGGUUUUUAAAUACUGUAACCAGCUAUCUGGGGAAAAACCAUGGAUUUAACCAAGUAUAUAUAUAAAUUGUCACACCACUACCAAUGCAAUAAUGUGGUAAUGGGAAAAGACCAUCCAUAAGAAUCUCAGCCAUUGUGGAUUCAACAGUUAAAAUUCGAAAUAUUCUAUAAGAUAGGAUAGCUAUUGCUACUAGUCAUUUAGCGUAAUUUUUUCUUUUGUUUUUUUGAGAACAGCAAGUCAUGACAGCUAAAACAUAACUUCCUGUAACCUGUUCAGCAUCAUAUAGCGUUAGGGAAGAGUAGAUAUUGCAUAUAUACCAUUUUGGGGGUACAUGGCAGAACAAGACUUGCACAGUUAUGUGACUAACAUUAAUAGGUGCUUGAAGGAAUUUAUGCUACAGAAUCUUUGAAACAUUAGCAAUAAUCAUAGUUUCUAAGGCGAUUACAUCUUAAAGGCCCAUACAUUCCAUUAUACAAGACAAACACAUUUCAUUCUGGUUUAAUCAUUCACUUAAAAAAAUUGUAAAGGGAACUGAUUCAUAAAUUGCUAAACAAUUUACUUUCAUCUGAAAUAUAACAUAGCAGCUCUAGUUCUAGUUUAAAUCUCUUAUAUUGUAAAAAUACUGUAAAAUGACACUUAAACAAUAAAAAUAAGAUUAUAAAAGUAAAAUUCUUAUUAUAAAUUCAUACUAAUGAAAAGAAAAGUGUC